Molecule: messenger RNA, 2187 nt
Organism: Mugil cephalus (flathead mullet)
Lineage: Eukaryota; Metazoa; Chordata; Actinopteri; Mugiliformes; Mugilidae
Gene: tmed3
Product: transmembrane p24 trafficking protein 3
Exons: 3
Coding region: 256-882 (208 amino acids)
Biological process (GO): intracellular protein transport; Golgi organization; endoplasmic reticulum to Golgi vesicle-mediated transport
Cellular component (GO): COPII-coated ER to Golgi transport vesicle; endoplasmic reticulum-Golgi intermediate compartment; Golgi apparatus
Source: RefSeq, a predicted model, not a curated record
ACCGCUUUUAAAACGGGUUACCUUAUGUUAAGAGUGCAUGACGAGUCGUGACUGAUGAGAUUUAACAUAUGACAACAGUGGGCAAUGUUUAACUAAAAAAAAGCAAGUAAAAAAAAAAAAAAAAUUAAAACAAACCUGUCCCGGAAGUUCUUUGUACUCGCGCCACGUCAGAGCUCCAAACUAUUACCUCCAGUGUGACAGUGAAGGCGAGUUUCCACAGGCUCCAGUUGUCUGGACUCACGUUUAGCCUUCACAAUGCUUCCUCUGGGAAUCUGCUGUUUGUUAGUGUUUCAUGCGUGUGUGGUGUUUGGGACUGAGCUCACAUUUGAACUCCCUGAUAACGAUAAGCAAUGCUUCUUCGAGGAACUCGAGAAAGACGUGAAGUUUGACAUAGACUUCCAAGUCAUUUCUGGAGGCAACUACGAUGUAGACUGCUUCGUCACAGAUCCUCUGGGCAACGUUUUGUAUAACGAGAAGAAGAAGCAGUAUGACAGCUUCUCUCACACCACCGGCAUGCAGGGCGUCUACAAGGUCUGCUUCAGCAAUGAGUUCUCUACAUUUACACAUAAAAUAGUGUACCUGGACUUCCGCCACGGGGACGAGGAGCCUCUCCUGGACACUAUGACUGGAAGUACAGCUCUGACUCAGUUGGAGUCAUCUUGCGUCUCCAUUCAUGAGAUCCUGAAGGUGGUGAUUGACUCGCAGACAUGGUACAGACUCAGGGAGGCACACGACCGCACAAAGGCAGAGCACCUGCUGGAGCGGGUGACCUUCUGGUCCAUCGGAGAAACCGUCCUGCUGUUUAUCAUCGGCAUUGGUCAGGUCAUGAUGCUCAGGAGCUUCUUCGCUGACAAGAAAGGCUCUGUGGUGGCCGCCACUUAGAGCUUGAUGUGUCCUCAGGAAGACGGCGGAGGGAACUACAUCUGGAGAUUAGCACAUACUGUAUGUAGUACUUUCUCCGAAGCCGUUAUUAAUAGAUAGUCCCAGGAGUUUUUCUACUCCUGAUUGCAGCAUCUGACAAACUUGAAAGCCCUUUUUGUACUUCUGUGUUGCUUUGUUCUUACAAGCUAUACUAAGAAGAAACACCACUCAUGCGUGUGUUCAAAUGAGAUUGAUAGCCUUUUCACACAGAUCAUUUGUUUAUUUUUUAUAGAAGUCCAACAUUAACCAUGUUUUAUUUGAUCUAUCUAUUAAUCACAGAUUGCCUUACAUCAGGAGCAUUGUAGAUUCCAGCAAUCGCAGUCCAAGUCAUGACACUAACAGAAACCAAAGAGGCGUUGUGUCCGAACCACAGCUUUAUUUGUUUUAAAGUUAUGUUAUGUUUAUUGUUACCUUAAUUUAUGUGUAGAAAAGUGUUACAGGCUUUAACUCUAGCUUUGUCUCACUUGUUUGUCUCAUACAUGUGCCUUAAGGAAUGUAUUUUUCCCUUACCGAGAGUUUACGGUAGUAAUUUAAACAUGUCACCCUGUUUCUGCUUGACUUGAUUCUUAGUUUUUGUCCACGUUUACAUUACUGAAUAUUGAAAAGGGACCAAUUGUAAUAGCUUUUGGUUACGUUUUCAGACCUAUUUUUUCAUGUGUUUAUUUGUAAAACAUACAGAUUUCAUUAAAAAUUUGGCAGAAAGAUUUGUUGAAUGUCUAAACAUGUCAAGAGGGUGUUUUAUGUUGCUGUGUACUGUGAUGCAUAAUCAGAUCCAUAUUCUGUGUAGGAUCUGUAACAAAUUUGGAAUCUACUCGUUUUACUCAAAAAUGAAUUUUGCUCAGUGUCCCUGCACUUUGAGGUUUGACCUGCAAAGUGGUAUAAUGGGUGUGCAGAGUUUGACUUUAAGACUCAUUCACCUGCUUAACAGGAAAAAUCUCUGUUUCAGAUGUACAAGCUGGAUUUGUAACUAAUAAAAGACCCAUGAAAACCUGAGGCCUCCAAUGUUUAUAUACUGAGUAAGGACUUUUCAGAAAGCAGGCUGUAGAAAACACUUUGUGUCCAGCAAGAUUUUUGAAAUGAAAAGUAGUUUGGCUUUGUGCAAAGAUUUAUUGACGUGAAAUCUUUAUUCAAAAUGUCAUGGCAACUUCUUUGAAAAUAUAAGAUUGGCAAGACAACAAGAAGAAGACUCUCUGAAAAAUAUAAUUUUUAUUCCUGCUCAAGGAUACACAGCAACUUGGUGAAAUAUAAUAAAAUAUCCAUUAAAUC